AUGCAAUUACGCUGGCCAUACCCCCCAGCCCACGGUGUGCCCCCACACAGCCCUAGGUCCAAGUUUAGACGUCAAUGGCUGACCAAAGCCCAGGACUACAUAAUCACGCCCUACAUUGGAGAAUUCAUCAACACCCUGACCAACAUCACAUAUGUUAUCUACGGCACCCGUGGCCUCCUCCGCACCUGCCGCGCAAACAACACCUCCCUCCUCUCCCCCCUCACCUUCCCCUACUGGGGCCUCAUCGGCGUCGGCCUGCUCUCCGCCUUAUUCCACGCAACCCUGAAAUUCCACACCCAAAUGGGCGAUGACCUCUCCAUGUUCCUGGCCGUCGGCACGCUGCUGCACCAACUCCUCUGCGUCGACGCGACGCCCGCCCAGCGCACCAAGUACACGGCCUACGUGCUCGGCACGCUGAUCCCGGUGUCUGUGUAUCACGUAUGGGCGGACGAGAUCUACGUGCACGAGAUAGUGUUUGCGAUUUACGUGUUCUUGAUUUCGAGGAGGACGAGGGCGUUGAUUAAAGCGAGGGUGAAGAGCGAGGAGAGUAGGAAGAAGUUGGGCAAGAUGGCGACGUUUGGGAUAUCGUCUGGCCUUUUCGGAUACUUCCUGUGGAACAUCGACUUCCAUCUUUGCAUUUACGUCACGAUGUUUAAGCGCUACAUUGGGUUACCUUGGGGCUUUUUGUUCGAGCUGCAUGGUUGGUGGCAUAUUUUCACGGGGAUUGGCGCUUAUGUUGGCAUGGCGCUUGUUGAGUACCUUGUUACGAUGGAGGAAGGGAAGACGGGUAGGAUUGAAGAGGGAUUUGUUUGGCCUGUCAAAGCUGUUCUGAGAGAUCUAGAUGGGCCGGAGGGAAAUGGUAGGAAAAAGGAGUUGUAG
Messenger RNA from Parastagonospora nodorum SN15, 879 nucleotides. RefSeq lists its product as hypothetical. The transcript is spliced from 4 exons. Bases 1 to 879 code for a protein of 292 amino acids. Gene Ontology annotation, cellular component: endoplasmic reticulum membrane. The record is from RefSeq and is a predicted model, not a curated record. Gene Ontology annotation, biological process: ceramide catabolic process; ceramide biosynthetic process. NCBI's taxonomy places the organism in Eukaryota, Fungi, Ascomycota, Dothideomycetes, Pleosporales, Phaeosphaeriaceae.